This is a messenger RNA of Dibothriocephalus latus, 696 nucleotides long. The record is from the annotation of a GenBank genome assembly. Lineage: Eukaryota; Metazoa; Platyhelminthes; Cestoda; Diphyllobothriidea; Diphyllobothriidae.
CCCGGUCGUCCGAGUCGCGAGGAGAUGGCUGCUAGACGGAUGCUCUUUGAGCUGGCAAAUCGGGCCGCUGCCGAUGUUGCUGCACAGGCGGCGUCAGGGGCUGCGUCCUCUCCUCCUACUGCUGAUGAUGAUGCUGUCCCGUCUGAACCCAAAUUGGACGGUAGAUCUCCGUCACGAUCGCCGGAUGCCGAUGUCGCGGGGUCUCCAGCAGGGUCAGCAGCCUCCCGUUCGACUGCCUCAACCACCGUAAUGUGGGAAUCUGAUGAAGAGGCCGAUGAGAACCAGCCCGCGGCCGAGGCCAGGGAGAGUGAGAGUCAGCAGCCGGAAGAAGCCAAGGUAGAGCCUGAAGGAGAUGAACGUCUUGCUCCUCCGCUGAAGGAGGAUAAGGAGACAGAAACCGGUGUCUCCGCCGUAGCCACUGAUCGCGCACCAACAGACACUCUUCCUUCCCAACCACAGGUCUCCCUGUCUCCCCUGAAGCCGUCUCUGAAGGUGUCGUCUCCGAACUCUAAGCGGACAUCUGAGGAUGGCAUGAUAAGUCCCCGUCGCCGAUCUGGUCGAUCUCUUUCUUCUAAUUCCUCGCCACCGUCGACCGGGGACAAGCUGACGGUAUCACCGUGUUUCUGUAUUUGCUGGGCAGUUGUGUUUGCGAAACCCAGCUUCAUCUCCGUUAAGGCUGCCUGCAGUCACUCAUAA